AUGUCGGGUUCUGGGUCUCAUCAUGUUUUAAGCUUGAGUGAACCGACCUUAUCAAAGGCUUCGCCAGAGAACGCGAGUGAGAAGAGCCACUGGGUGAGAGACGCAGACGGGCAGGUGAAAGGUUUUGCAAAUCCAUGGGAUAGUUCGCAUGACUUUUCCUUCCCCGAAAUUUUCAAGAGCAUGAUCCAACACAAGUUCUUCUCUAAGAAUAGCCAACGACCUGAUACCACUGCAUCAACGGUCUCCGUCAUCGAACCAAAGUUCCUCCCAACGAGGGAAAAAUCACACGUCCUGCGUGCAACAUGGUUGGGGCAUGCCUGUUACUUCGUGGAAUUUCCCACAGGCCUACGGGUUCUCUUUGAUCCCGUAUUCGAAGACCGCUGCUCUCCGGUAUCAUGGCUAGGUCACAGGAGAUUUACACCCAGACCUUGCGAUAUCUCUGAAAUCCCCUUCAUUGAUUGUGUUAUCAUAAGCCACUCUCAUUACGAUCAUCUUUCAAACCCCACCAUUCUUGACAUUUAUAGACAACACCCCUCGGCUCUAUUCUGUGUCCCAAAGGGUCUCAAGAAAUGGUUCGCAGACUGCGGUAUCAAGAACACCGUUGAGCUCGAUUGGUGGGAGGACGUUAACCUCACCCUGCACAAGUCAACCGACGAAAGGCGUUCUGAUGCCUCCACCCUACGCCCCUCAGAUGACGAUAUCACGGCGACAAUAUCAUGUCUCCCCUGUCAACAUACGUCCGCACGGACUCCUUUCGAUAAAGCAACCACGCUCUGGGCCUCUUGGGCCGUCUCCUCGGGUGGCAAGUCCGUGUACUUUGCGGGUGACACGGGUUAUCGUACAGUCCCAUACUUGCCUCCCGAUAUUGAUGACUGGGGAUCCGAGUUUGUACAUCUACCAGUCUGUCCUGCGUUCAAAGAGAUUGGCAAAUUCCGAGGACCCUUUGAUCUUGGGCUCAUCCCGAUAGGGGCGUACAAGCCACGACAUGUUUUGAGUACCGUUCACUCAAACCCGUAUGAUUCUGUGGAGAUCUUCAAGGAUACGAAAUGUCGGAAAGCCAUUGGGGUCCAUUGGGGGACCUGGGCCGUGGCGGAAGAGAAUGUGAUGGAACCACCGGAAUUAUUGAGGAAAGCGCUAGCGAAGAGCGGACUUCCUGAGACGGGUGUAUUUGAUGUGUGUGAUAUUGGCGAGAGUAGGGAGUUUUGA
Molecule: messenger RNA, 1206 nt
Organism: Aspergillus sclerotioniger CBS 115572
Lineage: Eukaryota; Fungi; Ascomycota; Eurotiomycetes; Eurotiales; Aspergillaceae
Product: dioxygenase
Exons: 3
Coding region: 1-1206 (401 amino acids)
Biological process (GO): N-acylethanolamine metabolic process; N-acylphosphatidylethanolamine metabolic process
Cellular component (GO): cytoplasm; membrane-bounded organelle
Molecular function (GO): zinc ion binding; N-acylphosphatidylethanolamine-specific phospholipase D activity
Source: RefSeq, a predicted model, not a curated record